AUUAGCAGUACCUAAUUAAUAAACUUCUUGGUAAAGUCCUGUAUCUUGGUCGAAUUACUUCACCGUGUAAAUUGAGAUUAGACGCGAAUAAGGUCGAAAAUAGAGUAACCGAUGAAGAAGGUGACAGUAAUUGUGUCCAUUCUUCUCUUCUCAAUACUUCGUUUUCAACCAUUCGUGUCUUCGUCGCCUCUCUUAUACGGAAACCAGGUUUAUGAGGAAUCUUCUGGUGAAAGUAGGAAUCUUAAUCAGGAGCACGAGCAUGCUCCUGAAGUGCAUUGCUCCAGAGAGAGAAGUAGGGUUGCUUCGAAAGUGAUAGAGGAGUAUUUGACACCAUUCGUGGAAAAAGAAAACUAUCAGCUUUCAAGAAAGUGCAGACUUCACCCUGAGAAUGAUAUGUUUAGGGAUCAAGAAGAGCAUAGAAUAUACCUUGACAGAAAUGAAUGGCGAUGUGGAUAUUGCAAGAAAAGCUUCCGUGAAGAAAAAUUUCUUGAUCAGCAUUUGGAUAACAGGCACUGCAAUCUUCUGAAUCUAAGUCAUGGCAAAUGCUUGGCUGAUUUAUGUGGGGCAUUGCAUUGUGAUGCUGUGACGAAUUCCAAAUCCUCUAGAAGCAAGUGUAAUCCAGCAGCUGCUGCAAGAAAUCGUCACCUAUGUGAGAGUCUUGCUGACAGUUGUUUUCCCAUAAGCGGGGGUCUAUCAGCAAGCCGUCUUCAUGAAUUGUUUCUGCACCAAUUUUGUGAUGCUCACUCCUGCUCAGGGAAACACAAACCCUUCUCUAGAGGAGGCAAGGGCCAAGGAAGUUUCUUUCGCCUGGCUGCCGGAGCAUUGAUCUUAGUGCUACUUCCUGUGUUCUAUCUCUUUAUUUAUUUGAUACAAUGUGAUAUGAAUGGUCGAACUCAAGAUCUUCGUCGCAUCUCCAAAUCUGGAUGGAAAGCAAAGCCAUCAUGAUUGCUGUUUGGUUAGACUGUAGCAGUCAUCAUCUAUGAUGAAUGGGUUGACAAAAGUGGGAAAUGUAAGGCCUAAUGUUGAUUUUGGAUUUUCCCCGAAGUAGAUUCUCUCUGCAUGUAUGUGUCAAGGAAAGGAUUUGAGAAGUAUUAUGAGUGCAUGAAGGAAAUCAAACUUCGCAUUGGUCCAGCGUCUAACACACAUUUCCUGAGGUAGUGAAGGGCAUGAAAGCAUUAAUUGAAGAUCAUACAUCUUUUGUCCAUUUAGCUAUCAAUUGGGAUUGUUCUAAAAAUAGCCAAAAAUGUGUUUGCACCAUUAACCACUCUCAGUCACUGAUGUAAGCUGUUUGGCAUUCUUUAGAAAAUCCACGCACAGAGCAUUCAUGCAUGUUAGAAUUACAUUGGUGCAUUAGCAAAAAAAAAAAUUGUGUACACUUAAAAUAUUAAAAUAGAAGGAAUUAAAUAACUGUUUAUUGGAAUUGUGUGUA
Messenger RNA from Medicago truncatula (barrel medic), 1429 nucleotides. RefSeq lists its product as uncharacterized. The transcript is spliced from 10 exons. Bases 112 to 945 code for a protein of 277 amino acids. Lineage: Eukaryota; Viridiplantae; Streptophyta; Magnoliopsida; Fabales; Fabaceae. The record is from RefSeq and is a predicted model, not a curated record. Gene Ontology annotation, molecular function: transcription cis-regulatory region binding.